GCCGGCGCUAUUAAUUUGUAUUAUCCAAGAUGGAGGAUCGCUCGUGGUCCCUAGCCUAGCAGAACAGCGGUCUUUUCCGUCCGUGUCACAUCCUUCUUGAAGCAAAAGGGGCGGACAUAUUCCAUACACCGUCUGAGCUGGAACAGCCAAACUUUUACAUUUGGAUAUUUGCUUCGCGGCUUCCACAGACAUGAGCUCGGGGGAAGGAGCCGAGGAGACGGCUAAGGACGCGGCCGACAUAGCGGCGUUCUUCAAAUCUGAUUGCUCCCUUCCAAAAUGUGAACCCAAAAGCGAUGUGUCCAGUCACAUAUCAGGAUUUCGUAGGAAUGAAGAGAUGAAGGCGAUGGAGGUUUUGCCCAUUCUCAAGGAAAAAGUGGCCUUUUUAUCAGGUGGCAGAGACAAACGCGGUGGACCAGUCUUAACAUUCCCCUCACGUACCAACCAUGACCGAAUACGACAGGAGGACCUGCGCAGACUCAUCGCCUAUCUCGCUGGCAUCCCCAGCGAGGAUGUGUGUAAACAUGGCUUCACAGUCAUUGUGGACAUGCGAGGCUCAAAGUGGGACUCCAUCAAGCCUUUGCUGAAGAUCCUGCAGGAGUCAUUCCCCUGCUGCAUCCACGUCGCCCUCAUCAUUAAACCAGACAACUUCUGGCAGAAGCAGAGGACUAACUUUGGCAGCUCUAAGUUCGAGUUUGAGACCACCAUGGUGUCCCUGGAGGGCUUGUCCAAGGUGGUGGACCCGUCCCAGCUGACACCCGACUUUGAGGGCAGCCUGGACUACAAUCAUGAGGAGUGGAUUGAGAUCCGUGUGGCCUUUGAAGACUUCACAGGCAACGCACGGCACCUGCUGGCCCGGCUGGAGGAGAUGCAGGACACAGUCACACGUAAAGACUUCCCGCAGGACCUGGAAGGGGCACGACGUAUGAUUGAGGAACAUGCUGCAUUGAAAAAGAAGGUGAUGAAAGCUCCAGUGGAAGAGGUAGACUCAGAGGGCCAGCGGCUACUGCAGCGCAUCCAAAGCAGCGAAAGCUAUGCUAACCGCACAGUGCCCGUGGGUCCCGGGCAGAGGGACGGUCAGAGCCAGCCCAACGCAGACACACAGGGUCUGUUGCCACGCAUCUCCGCCUUGCUGGAGCAGCUGCACAGCACAAGGCAGAACCUGCACCAGGCCUGGCACGUCCGCAAGCUACAGCUUGACCAGUGCUUCCAGCUCAGGCUCUUCGAGCAAGAUGCAGAGAAGAUGUUUGACUGGAUCAUGCACAACAAAGGCCUGUUUCUGGCAGGCUACACUGAGAUUGGCAACAAUCACUCCCAUGCCAUGGAGCUCCAGACCCAGCACAACCACUUUGCCAUGAACUGCAUGAAUGUGUAUGUGAACAUUAACCGCAUCAUGUCUGUUGGGAACCGGCUGCUGGAGGCCGGCCACUACGCAUCCCAGCAGAUCAAGCAGAUCUCAGGCCAGCUGGAGCAGGAGUGGAAGGCCUUUGCCGCUGCUCUGGACGAGAGGAGCACAUUGCUGGAGAUGUCUGCUACCUUCCACCAGAAAUGUGACCAGUACAUGAGUAACGUGGACUCGUGGUGUAAGGCGUGUGGAGAGGUGGAUUUGCCCUCUGAGCUCCAGGAUCUAGAAGACGCCAUCCACCAUCACCAGGGCCUGUAUGAACAUAUCACAACUGCCUACUCCGAGGUGAGUCAAGAUGGCAAGGCCUUAUUGGACAAACUUCAGCGGCCUCUGACGCCUGGCAGCGCUGAUUCGCUGACGGCCUCUGCCAAUUACUCCAAGGCCGUACACCACGUACUGGACAUCAUCCAUGAGGUCCUUCAUCACCAGAGACAACUGGAGAACAUCUGGCAACAUCGAAAGCUCCGUCUGCACCAACGUCUGCAACUGUGUGUGUUUCAGCAGGACGUCCAACAGGUGCUUGACUGGAUUGAAAACCAUGGUGAGGCGUUUCUCAGUAAGCACACAGGAGUGGGGAAGUCUCUCCAUCGUGCCAGAGCCCUGCAGAAACGGCAUGAAGACUUUGAAGAAGUGGCUCAGAACACAUACACCAACGCUGAUAAGCUGCUGGAGGCAGCGGAGCAGUUGGCUCAGACAGGCGAGUGUGACCCGGAGGAGAUCUACCAGGCCGCCCACCAGCUGGAGGACCGAGUCCAGGACUUUGUGAGACGUGUGGAGCAGCGCAAAGUCCUUCUGGACAUGUCCGUGGCCUUCCACACUCACGUUAAAGAGCUGUGGACAUGGCUGGAGGAGCUGCAGAAGGAGUUGUUGGAUGAUGUGUAUGCAGAGUCAGUGGAGGCAGUGCAGGAUCUCAUCAAGCGCUUUGGCCAGCAACAGCAGACCACCCUGCAAGUCACUGUUAACGUCAUCAAAGAGGGCGAGGACCUCAUCCAGCAGCUCAGAGAUUCUGCUAUCUCCAGCAAUAAGGCCCCGCACAACAGCUCCAUAAACCACAUAGAGAGUGUGCUGCAGCAGCUGGAUGAGGCACAGGCUCAGAUGGAGGAGCUCUUCCAGGAGAGGAAGAUUAAACUGGAGCUCUUCCUGCAGCUCAGGAUCUUUGAGCGUGAUGCCAUUGAUAUCAUCUCAGAUCUGGACUCGUGGAAUGAGGAGCUGUCUCAGCAGAUGAGUGAUUUUGACACAGAGGAUCUGACUCUGGCUGAACAGAGACUGCAACACCAUGCAGACAAAGCCCUUACCAUGAACAACCUCACCUUUGACGUCAUUCACCAAGGCCAGGAGCUGCUGCAGUAUGUCAACGAGGUGCAGGCGUCUGGUGUAGAGUUGCUGUGUGAUCGGGAUGUGGACAUGGCUACACGUGUUCAGGAUCUACUGGAGUUCCUGCAUGAAAAGCAGCAGGAGCUGGAUGUGGCUGCAGAGCAACACCGCCGCCAUUUGGAGCAGUGCGUGCAACUGCGCCACCUGCAGGCUGAGGUUAAACAGGUUCUGGGCUGGAUCCGUAAUGGCGAGUCCAUGUUGAAUGCUGGUUUGAUCACGGCUAGUUCUCUCCAGGAGGCUGAGCAGCUGCAGAGAGAACAUGAGCAGUUCCAGCACGCUAUUGAGAAAACCCACCAGAGUGCUCUGCAGGUGCAGCAGAAAGCAGAGACGCUGCUCCAGGCCAAUCACUACGACAUGGACAUGAUCCGUGACUGUGCAGAGAACGUGGCUUCCCACUGGCAGCAGCUAAUGCUCAAGAUGGAGGACCGUCUGAAACUGGUUAAUGCCUCUGUGGCCUUCUACAAGACCUCUGAACAGGUGUGUAGUGUUUUGGAGAGUCUGGAGCAGGAGUACAAGCGGGAGGAGGAUUGGUGUGGAGGGGCAGACAAACUGGGCCCCAACUGUGAGACAGACCAUGUCACCCCUAUGAUCAGCAAGCACCUGGAGCAGAAAGAAGCCUUCCUCAAGGCAUGCACCUUGGCUAGACGAAACGCUGAUGUGUUCCUCAAGUACAUGCACCGGAAUAGUGUCAACAUGCCUGGGAUGCUGAGUCAUGUUAAGGCACCUGAGCAGCAAGUCAAAAACAUCUUAAAUGAGUUACUGCAGAGAGAGAACCGUGUCCUGCACUUCUGGACAAUGAGGAAGAGGAGGCUAGACCAGUGCCAGCAGUAUGUGGUAUUUGAGCGCAGUGCCAAACAGGCUCUUGAGUGGAUUCACGACACUGGCGAGUUCUAUCUAUCCACACACACGUCCACAGGCUCCAGUAUCCACCAUACCCAAGAGCUGUUGAAGGAGCAUGAGGACUUCCAUAUCACAGCCAAGCAAACCAAAGAGAGGGUGAAACUGCUGAUCCAGCUGGCCGAUGGCUUCUGUGAUAAGGGUCAUGCUCACGCUGCUGAAAUCAAAAAGUGGGUGACUGCCGUGGACAAGCGUUACCGAGACUUCUCCCUGCGCAUGGACAAGUAUCGUACCUCGCUGGAGAAAGCUCUAGGCAUCUCUUCUGACUCCAACAAAGCGAGUAAGGAACUACAACUGGACAUUAUCCCUGCCAGCGCCCCAGGCUCAGAGGUCAAACUAAGGGAUGCUGCCCAUGAGCUGAAUGAGGAGAAGCGCAAGUCUGCUCGCAGAAAGGACUUCAUCAUGGCUGAGCUGAUUCAGACAGAGAAGGCCUACGUGAGAGACUUGAGAGAAUGUAUGGAUACAUAUCUAUGGGAGAUGACCAGUGGUGUGGAGGAGAUCCCUCCAGGGAUUGUCAACAAAGAGCACAUCAUUUUUGGCAACAUGCAGGACCUCUAUGAAUUCCACCACAAUAUCUUUCUGAAAGAGCUGGAGAAGUAUGAGCAACUUCCAGAGGAUGUGGGCCAUUGUUUCGUUACCUGGGCUGACAAGUUCCAGAUGUAUGUGAACUACUGCAAAAACAAACCAGACUCCACUCAACUCAUACUUGAGCAUGCUGGAUCCUACUUUGAUGAGAUCCAGCAGAGGCAUCGCCUGGCAAAUUCCAUCUCUUCUUAUCUUAUCAAACCAGUGCAGAGAAUAACCAAAUAUCAGCUGCUCCUCAAGGAACUCCUGACGUGUUGUGAGGAGGGCAAAGGAGAAAUCAAAGAUGGCUUGGAGGUCAUGCUCAGUGUACCUAAGAAAGCCAAUGAUGCCAUGCACCUUAGCAUGCUGGAAGGUUUUGAUGAGAACAUUGAGUCUCAGGGAGAGCUGAUCCUUCAGGAGUCCUUCCAGGUGUGGGACCCAAAGACUCUCAUUAGAAAAGGCAGAGAGAGGCACCUCUUCCUGUUUGAGAUGUCGCUUGUUUUCAGCAAAGAAGUGAAAGACUCCAACGGCAGGAGCAAGUACAUCUACAAGAGCAAGCUGUUUACCUCAGAGUUGGGUGUUACUGAACACGUGGAGGGAGACCCGUGUAAAUUUGCCCUGUGGGUAGGACGAACUCCGACCUCAGACAACAAGAUUGUCCUUAAGCUAAGUCAGGGAUGCAAACAUGGAGCUAUGGCCUCCAGUAUUGAGAACAAGCAAGACUGGAUCAAACACAUACGUGAGGUGAUCCAGGAGCGCACAGUUCACCUGAAGGGGGCACUGAAGGAGCCUAUCCACAUCCCCAAGCCCUCCACAACCAAACACAAGGGCCGCAGGUACAAUCCCAGAGACGGAGAGGACCUGGACAGCCAGGGUGACGGCAGCAGUCAGCCAGACACCAUCUCUCUGGCCUCCCGUACUUCUCAGAAUACACUGGACAGCGACAAGCUGUCAGGAGGUUGCGAGCUGACUGUGGUCAUCCAUGACUUCAUGGGUGGAAACAGUAACGAGCUGACUGUGCGCAGAGGGCAGACAGUGGAGGUGCUGGAGCGGCUCCACGAUAAGCCCGACUGGUGCCUGGUGCGCACCACUGACCGCUCACCCGCUCAGGAGGGCCUGGUGCCCUGUGCCAUGCUCUGCAUUGCUCACUCCCGCAGCAGCAUGGAAAUGGAGGGCAUUUUCAACCACAAAGAUACUCUGUCUGUAUGCAGUAAUGAUGCCAUCCUCCCUGGCUCAUCUGCCACCCUGCAGCCUGGUCAUGUAAUGGGCUCUCAAAGCUCACCUGGACCCAAGCGACCAGGCAACACUCUGCGCAAAUGGCUGACUAGCCCAGUGCGGAGGCUCAGCAGUGGCAAGGCAGACGGGCAUGUCAAGAAGCUGGCUCACAAACACAAGAAAAGUCGCGAUGUCCGCAAAAGCGCAGAUGUGGGCUCCCAGAAAGACUCGGAUGACAGUGCUGCCACACCACAGGACGAGACCAUAGAAGAGAGAGUGCGAAACGAGGGUCUAAGCAGCGGAACACUCUCCAAGUCCUCCUCCUCAGGCAUGCAGAGCUGCGGAGAGGAGGAGGGUGAAGAAGGGGCUGAUUCUGUACCCCUGCCCCCACCCAUGGCCAUCCAGCAGCACAGCCUCCUCCAGCCAGACCCUCAGGACGACAAGCUAAGCAGACCAGAGGCCACUCCCAGACACAAAUUGGAAAGUCUGGAAGGCACAGCAAGGACGUCAUCCCGUAUUUCAGUACGCCCCUCCAGCUCAGAGACGCCUAGUGCUGCAGAAUUAGUCAGUGCCAUCGAAGAGCUGGUCAAAAGCAAGAUGGCUCUGGAGGACCGGCCAAGCUCUCUGUCUGUGGAGCAAGGGGACAGCAGCAGUCCUUCCUUCAACCCCUCAGACAACUCCCUCCUGUCUUCCUCCUCCCCUGUUGAUGAAAUGGAGGAGCGCAAGACAGGCUUCCUCAAGAGACGCCACUAUGUACUGCUGGAGCUGGUUGAGACGGAGAGGGACUAUGUGAGGGAUCUAGGUUUGGUUGUUGAGGGCUAUAUGACCAGGAUGAAGGAGGAUGGGGUCCCUGAUGACAUGAAAGGAAAAGACAAGAUUGUGUUUGGCAACGUCCACCAAAUCUAUGACUGGCACAGAGAUUUCUUUCUGGGAGAGCUGGAGAAGUGCCUUGAAGACCCUGAUCGUCUGGGCUCUCUGUUUGUGAAACAUGAGCGGAGAUUGCACAUGUACAUUGUUUACUGCCAAAACAAGCCCAAAUCUGAGCACAUUGUCUCAGAGUACAUCGACACCUACUUUGAGGACCUGAAGCAGCGUUUGGGUCACAGGCUGCAGAUCACUGACCUGCUCAUCAAACCAGUGCAGAGAAUCAUGAAGUACCAGCUUUUGCUCAAGGAUUUCUUGAAAUACUCCAAAAAAGCUGGACUGGACUCACUGGAUUUGGAGAAAGCAGUGGAGGUCAUGUGCGUUGUACCAAAGCGAUGUAACGACAUGAUGAAUGUCGGCCGACUCCAGGGAUUUGAUGGGAAGAUAGUGGCACAGGGUCGUCUCCUCUUACAGGACACCUUCAUGGUGUUAGACUCUGAUGGAAGCCUGCUGGGCAGGAUGAAGGAGAGAAGAGUCUUCCUCUUUGAGCAGAUUGUUAUUUUCAGUGAACCUCUGGAUAAGAAAAGAGGUUUCUCCAUGCCUGGCUUCCUUUACAAGAACAGUAUUAAGGUGAGCUGUCUGGGGCUGGAGGACAGUGCAGACGGUGACCCCUGUAAAUUUACCCUGACCUCCAGAAUGUCCAAUGGCAGCAUUGAGGCCUUCAUCCUGCACUCCUCCCACCCUGGAGUCCGGCAGGUCUGGACCCUUCAGAUCAGCCAGAUCCUGGAGAGUCAGCGCAACUUCCUCAAUGGUACAAGGGGUGCAUGUCUAGAUUCCUUUGAAUUGCGGACGCUGACGUCUCCCAUUGAGUACCAGAGGAACCAUGUAGGGGGCAGCGCGAGUGCUCCAGGUGGCCCUGCUGUUAGUGGCAGUGGAGGACAAGGCGGAGGGCAGAGCAUAGCUUCUGGAGUAGGUGGGGUAGUUCCAGCAGGGUCAGGCUCCCGCUCACGCCCCUCCCGCAUCCCUCAACCCUCCCGCCUCCCUCAACCUCUCCGCCACCACUCUCCUGCCCUGGGCCCCGGAGCCUGCGACCCCGACGGCCCUGACAAAUUAUCAGAUCCCGACACAGGCCGAGACUCUGCCAAGGUGAAGGUAUCGGACAGCCCUCGGUCUAAACGUGGUGAGCCUUUGGAGAAUGCCUCCAAAGAAAACCGGGACAGCUCGAUUCCCUUAGAUAUUCCUCGAGCAGCUGUACCUCCCCUGGCAUUGGUAAAACCUAGGCCAAGCACCAUCUCACCAAUGGCCACGCCAAUGGCCACCCCAGCCUUCAAAGACUGUCUCCCACCCUGCAGCCCAGGGCCGAAAAGCGGGGGCUGUAUCACCCCGUCCUCUGCCGCCUCCUUCUGGAGCUCCAUGCCUGGCUCCCCGGCCAGCCGACCAGAUUCUUUCACCUUCCCUGGGGAUGCGUGUGACACACUGGGCCGUCAGAAUCAGAACCAAAGCCACAGGCACUCCACCCACAGUAAAGAUGCUGACCGUAUGAGUACCUGCUCCUCCGCCAGCGAGCAGUCAGUCCAGUCAACUCAGAGUAAUGGGAGUGAAAGCAGCAGCAGCAGUAAUAUUUCCACCAUGCUCGUGACACAGGACUAUGUGGCACUGAAAGAGGAUGAAAUUAAUGUGUGUCAGGGUGAGGUGGUUCAGAUCCUGGCCUCCAACCAGCAGAAUAUGUUCCUAGUGUUUCGCGCCGCCACUGACCAGAGCCCCGCCGCUGAGGGCUGGAUCCCUGGCUAUGUGCUGGGCCACACCUCUGCCAGCAUCCCUGACUCCGCAGAGGGAACCAUUAAGAAAUCAUCUUCAUGGCACACAUCCCUUCGCAUUCGGAAGAAGUCAGAGAAGAGGGAGAAGGAAGGGAGGAAGGAGGGCAAGCUGGAAAACGGAUACAGAAAGUCCAGAGAUGGUUUAGCUAAUAAGGUUUCUGUAAAGCUUCUAAAUCCCAAUUACAUCUAUGAUGUUCCCCCAGAAAUGCUUGUUCCGCUGAGUGACGUAACCUGUGAUAAGGGCGAGUGUGUUACACUCAGGUGUAAGGUGUGUGGCCGCCCUAAAGCCACCAUCACUUGGAAGGGACCUGAAGAAAACAUGCUGACCAACAAUGGUCACUUCAGCAUAGCAUACAGUGAGACUGGAGAGGCCACACUUCGCAUUGUGGGUGUUGCGUCAGAGGAUGAUGGCGUCUAUACUUGUAUCGCCACCAAUGAUGUGGGAAGUGUGACGACAUCAGCCAGUCUCAGAGUGUUAAGUCCCUCCAGUGAUGGAAUCCGGGUCAUGUGGAAAGACAACUUUGAGUCUUUCUAUACUGAGGUGGCAGAAUUGGGCAGGGGCCGGUUUGCUGUAGUGAAAAGGUGUGACCAGAAAGGAUCAAAAAGGACUGCAGCUGUCAAACUGGUCAAUAAGAAACUAAUGAAACGUGAUCAGGUCACUCAGGAACUCAGCAUCUUAAAGAGACUACAGCAUCCCCAUAUAGUCUGCCUACAGGACACCUUCGAGACCCCCAGUAGUUAUGCGCUGGUCCUGGAGAUGGCUGAUCAAGGACGUCUGCUGGACUACAUCGUCAGCUGGGGAAACCUCACUGAGGAGAAGGUGGCCUUUUAUCUGCGGGACAUUUUAGAAGCUUUACACUACCUACAUAACUGCAGAAUAGCCCAUCUGGAUGUAAAGCCUGAAAAUCUGUUGGUGGAUCAGAGCUCCUCUCAGCCAAUGGUGAAGCUGACAGAUUUUGGUGACGCAGUACAGCUAAACUCCGCCCACUACGUUCAUCCUCUUUUGGGUAGCCCAGAAUUUGCUGCCCCUGAGCUGGUUCUAGGGGACCCUGUCUCUCUAACCUCUGACCUCUGGAGCCUUGGGGUGGUCACCUACGUCAUCCUGAGCGGAGCUUCUCCCUUCCUGGACGAGAGCGUGGAGGAAACUUGUUUGAACAUCUGCCGGCUAGACUUCAGCUUCCCUGAGGAUUACUUUCAGGGUGUGAGUCAGGCAGCGCGGGACUUUGUGUGCCUGCUGUUGAGGGCAGAGCCUUCCAAACGACCUGCGGCUGCUGCCUGCCUUCAGGAGACCUGGCUGAGGCCAGGGGGCGGCCGCCGCUCAGCCGAGUGCAUCGACACCUCCAGACUCAUCUCCUUCAUCGACCGGCGCAAACACCAGAACGACCUGCGGCCCCUGGGAGGCAUCAGGCCCUUCCUGCACAGCAGGCUACAACCUAGGAUUUAACCAUGCACAUAAGAAAACUACAAAAAAAAGAUAAUCUCAUCCUCUUUCAGUGGCCAGGUGCAAUUCAGAGGACACGUUCAGUCCUCAGCCAAUCGAAGUAUGUGGAAAUGAUCACCUUAGCCAAUGAGAGCCAUGUAGAACACAGUUCUGAUAAAAGCGACAUGUGUGGAUUAACUGUCUUUUUCCAGUCUCCUGCUGCUGGCUGCUGACUGGUCAAAUUUAAUGAAGAUUUCUAAGAGAUUUAAUCAAUGGAAUACAUAUGAACUGUUCCACUCAUUUAAUGGUCAGUGGACUGACUUGUGUGCAAAAAGUGUAUCUGCACAACACUGGCAGAGCUUUUCUGUGAAGAAAGUGAUGCAAAUGAGUCUAGAACCCCCCCCCUUUUUUUUUUUUUUUGCCUGAGCCAGAGGGAGCAAGCAGUUCUUUUACGCUUUUACAGUAUUCAAACUCAAAACAUUUGAGGGAAAAGAAAGCUUCCUGCAAGUGACUUAAAAGAAAUUAGAUCAAAUGUUAUCUAAAAUGUUCAGGUACAUAUCUGAGAGAACACUAUAGUAAUGAAGCAAAAGAAAAUAAUGCUAAGAAAUAAGCCAACAUUAGAAUCUGCUAAACCUCACUGUUUGGCUUCAGCUUCAGAGUUGUAAAGCAGAUUUGUGAGGGCAGAUUCUUUGGAAUUGUUUUAAUUGAAAUCAAAGCUUGUUUGGUCGCCUAGCUUAAGUUGCUUAGUCAAACAAUGAUCAUGCCACAUUUAGCUAUAACAAUUUUAAAAAAGCUGCAAGUGGAACCUCUUAAAGAAAUGUUUUUUAAACAUUUGCUUUAACCAGAACAAAUUGUGUUGUGCAAUUUAAAGAUGUAUAAGCCUUACUUUGUACAUAGUCUGUGUCUGCAGUUUUUCUUAUUUUCUUUUCUUUUUUUUUUUUUUUAAUUUUAUGAUAUCUGUUCAUUAAGAGCAUCCCAGGAUGGGAGAAAUGAACCCCAAGGGAAGAUAGCCAUAGGGCAGCCAAACAUCUGAGUGGCAGUGGACAUAAGAGCUCGAAGGAAGACUGAAUACUGUAAAUGCACUCACAUUGUAUGUUAUGUUCCAGAUUCUUAUCAUGUGCAAUGUUGCAGCUUAAACAGUUUAUGCAACUAUUUAUGAAGCUGUAAUAAAUAUUUAGACAAGCAUGUACUUGGUACUGCAAGUUCUGCUGUUAACUGCGUUUAUUUAACCUGGACUUUAUCUUUAGUUGAGUAUUAUUUCCCUGUCCCACCACAGGGUCAUUGUCUACAUGGCACUUAUACGUUCGUGUCACUUUUUGUUAAUGUCGUUAUUGGUAUACCAAAGCUCGCCAAGCUUUAUGAGACUUUUUUAUUUUCUUUUCCAUAUUUCACUAUUAAGUUAUACAUUAUGAAGCCGUGAGAUUGUUUACAUGUGUUUACCAUAGCUUUUUUGUUUUAAGUUUGAAGAUAAUCCUUCUUGGAUGUUAUUGACAUUUCACAAACUUAACAUCUGCUUUUCUGCACAUUAGUUGGGUGCUCCUGCAGCCCUUUUCCCAAUCGUAAUCAAAACUUUAUUGCUCAGUCUUGGCCAUUUUUCACAUUUUCUCACGAUGACAAGAUGUCCUUGACAUAAAUGUGAAGCCUUUAAAUUAUGAUAUUUAUAUAAGAUCUCACCAUAUAGAUAGUUUUUUAUACAAAUGUAGAUCCUAUGUCAAAGGCCUUGGAUAGUUUUUGGUGACGCAUUGGCUGUUUUCAACAAUUUGACAGAGCAAAAAUUCGCACUGAAUUUUUUUCUUUUGCAGCUAUUCAUCGGUCUGUAGUCUACAGUUUUUCCUCCACUCUUAUGCUUAGAAAGCAUCACCUUAUACAAUUCUCUAUCAUUCAGAUUGUUGAAACUCAAUAGAAUGUGUGAGUGGUGGACAGAGAUUCUUUCCAGUAGGAAGGAACGUGGUGGAGUCAUCUGUAUAGUCACAUAUCAAGUCCUCUAAUUUAUUUGUCAUUGUAAAGUUGUACAGAUGCCGUUACUUCAUAAAUGUUGGACUGGAUGCGUUUAAAUGUUCUGUUAAUUUGAUCUUUUAGUUCCAUUGUAUUUUAAUGUAUGUACGAUCAUUUUAAACUUUUAUUUCAGUUAUUUUAUACUUUUGCAUGUAUAUUUCUUUGUACAGAGACCCUAAGUGUUUACGCAAUAUGUGCUGUAAAUAGUUUCAGUUUUGCCAUCAGUUAUUUUGAAAUUAAACAUACAGAACGUUC
Pygocentrus nattereri (red-bellied piranha) is the source of this 11803-nucleotide messenger RNA. RefSeq names its product trio Rho guanine nucleotide exchange factor a (gene trioa). Gene Ontology annotation, cellular component: cytoplasm. The coding region runs from base 191 to 9577 and encodes 3128 amino acids. The record is from RefSeq and is a predicted model, not a curated record. The transcript is spliced from 61 exons. Gene Ontology annotation, biological process: protein phosphorylation. NCBI's taxonomy places the organism in Eukaryota, Metazoa, Chordata, Actinopteri, Characiformes, Serrasalmidae. Gene Ontology annotation, molecular function: guanyl-nucleotide exchange factor activity; ATP binding; protein binding.